This is a messenger RNA of Dromaius novaehollandiae (emu), 2130 nucleotides long. RefSeq lists its product as uncharacterized. The record is from RefSeq and is a predicted model, not a curated record. NCBI's taxonomy places the organism in Eukaryota, Metazoa, Chordata, Aves, Casuariiformes, Dromaiidae. Bases 28 to 651 code for a protein of 207 amino acids. The transcript has 2 exons.
AAGCUCCUCGUCUCCCCCCAGGACACCAUGGUGCCCCAGGGCGCGUGGUGCUUCGUCGUCGCGCUGUGGGCGCUGGUCCCCGCAGCCCGUGGGGCGCGACGGGAGGACGACGCGGGCACGGCCUCGGCACUCCGGGUGGACCGGGCCGGACGCUACCUCGCCGAACCGGGGGACCCCCGCGAAGGCGACGAGCGGUGCGGCCUCACCUUCCGCACCCCCAGCCCCUGCAGCCCCGGCGGGCCGCCUCCGUCCCCUGCCACCCGGGAUGAGCUGGACCAUCUCAAGAACCUCCUGCAGGACACCAGGGCCAGCCUGAAGCGGGUGGAGACUGCGGCCAAGCUGGAAGACGGCGCAGCCCGGUAUCAGGAUAUCAUCGCCGAGGCGUUGCCUGCCAUCCACGGGGCUAAUCUGGAGUUUCGGGAGAGCCUGGACAACGUCCGCAAGGAGCUGGAGGUGCACGUGGCUGAAGCCGAUCACCCAGAGGUGGCAGAGAAGAGGCAGAAGCUGCGGAAAGGCGUGCGGGUGCUGGCGCACGUGCUGCGGCUCACCGGCCACCUCGCCGAGGAGCUCGACGCCGCCUCCCACCACCUCGGGGCCGAGCUGGGCCAGCACCUGCAGCGCUUGGCCGCCUGGGCCGCGGACGAGCCCUAGGGGAGCUGGGGCGGCGGUGGAGGAAAAGCCCUGCUGCGCUCGCAGGCGUCGCCGGACCGGGCUCCGCCGUGCUCUGCCUUGCUUGCGCGCGCUGGCAGCGCCCCGUUCUGCGCCAGCCCCGGCCCGUCGCUGCGGCUCCUCUCCGAGGGAGCCCGCGCAGCCCGGCCGCCGCGAGCCGGGGGCUCAGCCCGCCAGCGGGGAGCUUGCGAAACGGCCUUGGUGCUGCUCGAGGCGGCGGGAGCCCCGGGAAGGGCGACGGCCUGCUCCGCGCUGCCCUGAUCCUGCGCCAAGCUGCCGCGGUUCCCGCGGUGCAACCCAAGCGUUUCCUUGCAUUUAUCCCGCCGGAGCUCAGCCCUCGUAUAGCAGAGCUAAGGGCAGACGUGUGCAAAGCUAAAGGCGCCCGACCGGGUCGAGUGGCACUGGAGCGCAUCGGGGUUCGUCAUCUCCCCUCCGAACUGCUGGGCAGCCGAAAGCAUCCUCCCGCUUUCCCUCUACCUGCACCGCCGUCUUCGGGAUAACCGCUCCGGGCAGCGAGCUGAGGCCCCGGCCCUGCAACAAGGCUCGUGGUGCCGCAGAGUCCCUCCCUGCUCGGCCCUGGGCAUUUUCUGCCUAGCAGAUAUUAGCAGGCUGUAUUCAAUUCUGCUCUCGUUCUUCUGUGCAAGCAACUAGACAGACCCGACGUGAAACCUCUUGCCACAAGCCUUCUCCAACCCUUUGGUCCUCUUCACAGUGCUUUUUCCAUGCAGGCUCCCUUUUCCAAUAGCCGUUCGCAGCUAGCUGGACCGGCACGCCAACAUAUAAGGCACCGAUGCCACAUCGCUCGCCUUGCUUGGAUGCUGUCAGCCCUCGCCCGGGCUCCUGGGGCUCCGCGGUGUCCCAGCGUUUGCUAAAAACUAACCCCAGGAGCCAGAGCCAGGCGUUUGGGGACGUGGCUCUGCCUCCGUGGUGAGCAACAACCUGGCGCAGACGGGCAAGGGCUGAGGCUGCCUCCCGCCCUGGUUAAUCCUUCAGCCCAGACACAGCGCUCGGCGCGCGUUAUCCAGGCUCGCUGAUUUAAAAAGCCUUUUUGCUGCUCAGCCGCUAGCAGCUGGUGCCUUGGUCGGAGAGCUGGGGCCUUCCGAGCUGGGAAGCCGAGGCCGCGACGGGGGUGGGAUUGCUGCGCGUAAAUGCACGUGGCUGAAGUUGCAGGAAAGCCUUGGAUCACACGCCGGAGAAGGACUGGCCAGAAAUAAGCCAAGGCUGGAAAUUAGGGCCCUCCUAGCCUGUAGGUAGCACCAACCACUGGAAAACAGCUGGAAACAGAGAAACCCUCCUGAUGGGAGGCUGGAGGGCUCGGGGGGGCACAAGAGCCCCCGUACGUCUGUGGUGCAAGAGCCCCCACCCCAAGGCCAGGCGAAAGUGAGAAAUACCCCUGGGCUUCACCAGCACUUUUCUCGGAGCUGCAGCCAGCAUAAUAAAGACGCAUUGCGCUGUACCAGG